Messenger RNA from Loxodonta africana (African savanna elephant), 2940 nucleotides. It is a transcript of the gene RELA, whose product is annotated as RELA proto-oncogene, NF-kB subunit. The coding region runs from base 393 to 2165 and encodes 590 amino acids. Gene Ontology annotation, molecular function: RNA polymerase II cis-regulatory region sequence-specific DNA binding; DNA-binding transcription factor activity, RNA polymerase II-specific. Lineage: Eukaryota; Metazoa; Chordata; Mammalia; Proboscidea; Elephantidae. Gene Ontology annotation, cellular component: cytoplasm. Gene Ontology annotation, biological process: positive regulation of transcription by RNA polymerase II; response to cytokine; innate immune response. The record is from RefSeq and is a predicted model, not a curated record. The transcript is spliced from 10 exons.
UGACUCAGUUUCCCCUCGGGGUGGAAGGGGACCUUGACUCAGUUUCCUCCCUGGGUGGGGGUGCGAGUCAGACCCUGACUCAGUUUCCCUCCGUGGUCCAUGGGGGUAACUCUAACUUUGUUUCCCUGUUAGGGGAACGUGUGCCUGAGUCGAUUUCUCCUCAGCAUAGGAGAUGGGGAGAAACCUCCCUCAGCUCUCUUUAUGAAACUAGAGAGGGUCCUGACUCAGUUUCCCUAAGUAAAGGGAGGAAGGACACCAGAUCCAGUUUUCCCGUAGGAAACAGGUGUUUCUGGCUCCGUUACCCCACCCCUUAGCUUCACUGCAGGUUUGAGGAGCAGGCCCUGAUUUAGUUUCCUUUGGUGGGCGCUUGGCUCCAUAUUCUCUUGGCGGGGAUGGGGUCCAGAGGAUGGACAGUGGCUUAUGCUGACUCUUGGCCCCCUCGUCUUCCAGAUCUGUUCCCUCUCAUCUUCCCUUCGGAGCCGGCCCAGGCCACCGGCCCCUAUGUGGAGAUCAUCGAGCAGCCCAAGCAGCGGGGCAUGCGUUUCCGCUACAAGUGCGAGGGCCGCUCAGCGGGCAGCAUCCCAGGCGAGAGGAGCACCGAUACCACCAAGACCCACCCCACCAUUAAGAUCAAUGGCUACACAGGGCCAGGGACAGUUCGCAUCUCCCUCGUCACCAAGGACCCCCCUCACCGGCCUCACCCACACGAGCUCGUGGGGAAGGACUGUCGAGAUGGCUUCUAUGAGGCUGAGCUCUGCCCAGACCGCUGUAUCCACAGCUUCCAGAACCUGGGGAUCCAGUGUGUAAAGAAGCGGGACCUGGAGCAGGCCAUCAGUCAGCGCAUCCAGACCAACAACAACCCCUUCCAAGUCCCCAUAGAGGAGCAGCGUGGGGACUACGACCUGAAUGCUGUGCGGCUCUGCUUCCAGGUGACGGUGCGCGACCCGUCAGGCAGGCCCCUCCGCCUGCCGCCUGUCCUCUCUCAUCCCAUCUUUGACAACCGCGCCCCUAAUACUGCUGAGCUCAAGAUCUGCCGAGUGAACCGAAACUCUGGGAGCUGCCUUGGCGGGGAUGAGAUCUUCUUGCUGUGUGACAAGGUGCAGAAAGAGGACAUUGAAGUGUGUUUCACGGGACCAGGCUGGGAGGCCCGAGGCUCCUUCUCACAAGCCGAUGUGCACCGGCAAGUGGCCAUCGUGUUCCGGACACCACCCUAUGCAGAUCCCAGCCUGCAGGCUCCCGUGCGCGUCUCCAUGCAGCUGCGGCGGCCUUCCGAUCGGGAGCUCAGCGAGCCUAUGGAAUUUCAGUACCUGCCAGACACAGAUGAUCGUCACCGGAUUGAGGAGAAACGCAAGAGGACAUACGAGACCUUCAGGAGCAUCAUGAAGAAGAGUCCUUUCAAUGGACCCACGGACCCCCGGCCUCCAGCCCGACGCAUCGCUGUGCCCUCCCGCAGCUCAGCUUCCAUCCCCAAGCCAGCCCCCCAGCCCUACCCCUUUACACCAUCCCUCAGCACCAUCAACUUUGAGGAAUUCCCCCCCAUGAUCUUUUCUUCUGGGCAGAUCCCAAGCCAGGCCCCAGCCCCAGUCCUAGCCCCGGCACCAGCUCCUGCCCCAGCCAUGGCAUCAACUCUGGCCCCGGUGCCAGCUUCCACCCCAGCCAUGGCAUCAGCUCUGGCCCCGGCGCCAGCUCCUGCCCCAGCCAUGGCAUCAGCUCUAGCCCAGGCCCCAACCCCUGGCCCAGUCCUAGCCCCAAGCCCUGCUCAGGCUGUGGGCCCACCAGCCCCCAAGACCGCCCAGGCCGGGGAAGGGACACUGACAGAGGCCCUGCUACAGCUGCAGUUUGAUGCUGACGAAGAUCUGGGUGCCCUGCUCGGCCACAGCACGGACCCAGCUGUGUUCACAGACCUGGCAUCUGUCGACAACUCCGAGUUUCAGCAGCUGCUUAACCAGGGUGUGUCUAUGGCCCCCCAUGCAGCCGAGCCCAUGCUGAUGGAGUACCCUGAGGCUAUAACCCGCCUGGUGACAGGGUCCCAGAGGGCCCCUGACCCAGUUCCCGCCCCCCUGGGUGCCUCAGGGCUUGCGAACGGCCUCCUCUCAGGGGAUGAAGACUUCUCCUCCAUCGCAGACAUGGACUUCUCAGCCCUGCUAAGUCAGAUCAGCUCCUAAGGCGGUGGGGGGGCGGUGACAGUGCCCUGCCUGGAGCACUGCGGCUGCAGGGGACUGAACCCUUCCAAAGGCACUUAAUGGAUUCCGGGGUGCAUGCUCCUACUGCCCCCAAUUCCUUUGGGCGAUGUCUUGGGGGAACACAUUUUAUUCUUUUAUCAGCAGUAUCUAUCUGUCUCUCUUUUUGGAGGUGCUUAAGCAGAAGCAUUAACUUCUCUGGAGAAAGGGGAGCUGGAAGGACUCAAACUCUUUUCCUGUCCUGAUGUUCUGCUCCCUUCUCUCUGUAGAGAACUCUGGGGGCCCCAUCCCCACCCUCCCGCAUCUAGUACUCCCCUAGAGAGAAGGGCAGACUGGAGCUAUGGCCUUUAGGGCUACAAAGUCGUCUUAUCAGGUGUCUUCCUCAAACCAUGGAUUUCAUUUACUCCUUUAGCCAAAACAAUGCCCUGCACCAGCUCCUCUGUGGCGCUAGCAUUGUCCUUGUCCCUAACACCAGCGUCUGAGGCCCUGGCCUUCCUGCCAGCCCUUUCCUUGCUCAAUUGUGGCUAAAGGGAACUGAUGGGACAGCACUGGCCCUCUCCAGAAUCCAGAGGGGGUUUGGGCUGAGAUGCCCUCAUUCCCCGUUUUCUCAAGUGCCUUAAUGGUAGGGCAAGUGGUUUGGAGGAUGGGGGAGGGCAGGCUGAUGGCUCUCCAGUCAAGAGGCACAGUUUAUACUGAAAAAUCAAAGCAGUUGGACUCUUGCUCUUUCUACUCUGAACUAAUAAAUUCGCUGCCAAGCUGA